AUGCCGAAGGUGGUUUCCCGGUCGGUGGUGUGCUCGGACACCCGGGACAGGGAGGAGUACGAUGAUGGGGAGAAACCCCUCCAUGUCUACUACUGUCUGUGCGGGCAGAUGGUGCUGGUCCUGGAUUGCCAGCUGGAGAAACUUCCCAUGAGGCCUCGGGACCGAGCCAGAGUCAUCGAUGCAGCAAAACACGCUCACAAGUUCUGCAACACGGAAGAGGAGGAGGCGGUGUAUCUGCGCAGGCCGGAUGGGAUAGAACGACAAUAUAGGAAAAAAAUGCAGCAAGUGCAGCCUCCCCCUCUUCUACCAGCACUCUCAGAAGAAUAUUCCGGCGACGUUCAUCUUCAGUGGAGCCUUGGUGAAGUUCGGACAAGGAUUUGGGAAAACAAAUAUAUUUACUCAGAAGCCCGACCCCCCCUAAAAAGGUGA
Molecule: messenger RNA, 429 nt
Organism: Staurois parvus
Lineage: Eukaryota; Metazoa; Chordata; Amphibia; Anura; Ranidae
Source: the annotation of a GenBank genome assembly